This is a messenger RNA of Salpingoeca rosetta, 1292 nucleotides long. RefSeq lists its product as uncharacterized. The transcript is spliced from 2 exons. Lineage: Eukaryota; Choanoflagellata; Craspedida; Salpingoecidae. The record is from RefSeq and is a predicted model, not a curated record. Bases 385 to 1107 code for a protein of 240 amino acids.
UCGCGCAAUUGCAACACGACCAACCAAACACCAUUCUGCCGGUCGCUGUUGCGUGCGUGUUUUCGAGCGAGCAGCACCCUUCCUCCCCUUGACCUACUUGCUUCUUGCUUGCUUGCAGCAGCGGGAUACCACAUUCUCGCAUUUGCUCAGCGCCUGCAUUUUUCAACAGUUCAAGACACACAGGAGCACCGUUUGUUCCAACCCAAAGCCCCGAAGUCGUUGACUGUUCCGGACACAACAAGCAGUUACAGGCAGCGUGUAUUCGAGUAUUACCCGUUGUCUUGUCGCAGCACACUUGACGUGUUCACAAGCUCGUCGACGCGCAAUCAGCCGCCCGGCACCCUUGCAGCACCCCCAUUACAUUUACAGCAACAACUGAAGGAGAUGGAUCAGGAAAACAUCCCGGACGGCUUCCCGCCAACCACGAGCGCGGUGCCGCAGCUCACCAACAGCCAGCUCCCGGCAGGCUUUGUCACGCCGGAGUUUGACAUUGCGGCGCUCACGGUGGAUGAGCUGCGGGAGGAGAUGAGCCAGCGAGGCCUGCUCGGCACGGGGUCCAAGGCCGAGCUGUGCGACCGGCUGUCAAAGGCCAUCUUGAACGGCGAGACGCCGCCACACCGGCUCACAGCCCCAAUUGAGAAGAAGAAGCGGCCGCACACACGCAAGGAGCCGCGCAGGGAAGACUUUGCCACAGAGGAGGAGUUCCAAUCCGUGUGGACCAGGUGGCGGCAGGCCAGGAACAACAACAACAAGUCGGUGAAGAAGUCGCGGGAGAACCAGCGGAAGCGGCGGCAGGAGCACGAGGAGCUGUGCCGGCGCCGCGAAGAGGAAAACGCAAAGAUGGAGGACGAGCUGCAGCAGAUCAAGAGCCAGAUCCAGCUCCUUGUCAAGGCCGUGGCCCAGCCCGACGCCCUGUCGCAGGACCAGGUCACCAACCUGCAGCAGAUUCUCAUGCGCAAGCACGCCGAGUUCAACGCCGCCAAGCGCGCAAAGGAAGGUGACGGCGUUGAUAGUAUUGAUGGUGCUGUGGAUGGUGCUGUGGAUGGUUUGGGUGAUGCUACGGGUGAUGGUGACGCCAGCGCCCGGGCCAGCGCCCAGCAGCCUUGAAGAGCUGUUUGGCAUGAACCGGUCGAGUUGGAAUCGCGUGCACAGGGGAAUCGAGUGCAUGCGCUGUUGAUGCCUGCGUGCCUGCGUGUGGGUUGUUAGUGCAUGUGUUGUUGUUGUUGCUGCGCUUGUUGCUGCGCUUGUUGUUGUUGUUGUUGUUGUUGUUGUUGUUGUUGUUGUUGUUGUUG